Messenger RNA from Phyllotreta striolata, 2835 nucleotides. The record is from the annotation of a GenBank genome assembly. NCBI's taxonomy places the organism in Eukaryota, Metazoa, Arthropoda, Insecta, Coleoptera, Chrysomelidae.
CGGCAAAUUGCAAAUGGCGGCAAUGAAAAUCUAUAAAUAAAUAUCGCAUUUCGAAUCGUUACCACGUUUUUAGUUCAGCAAAAAUUGCGUUUGGCCGCGUUUUAAUCAAGUUUUCGCAAGUUUAAACAAAAAUCGGUUUAGGACAUUAAAAUUCCAGUUUUAAUUUGACCGCAUCAAUUUUUAAAUGCCAUUGCGCUAAGGGCAACAAAGGGACUUCAGUUACGAAAAAGAAAGAUGGUUACCACCCCGCCGCAGCAGUUCUGUGUCCGUUGGAACAGUUACCAAUCAAAUCUCCAAAACGCUUUUCCGAAACUCCUUACCUCCGAGCAUUUCGUCGACGUGACUCUGGCCUGCGAAAAUGAAAUGCUCAAGUGCCACAAGGUGGUCUUGUCGGCGUGCUCUACCUACUUCGAGAAGUUGCUGUUGGACAAUCCUUGCCAGCAUCCCAUCAUUUUUAUGAAGGACAUGAAAUUCAAUGAAAUGCAGUCGCUGGUUGACUUCAUGUACAAGGGCGAAGUGAACGUGACUCAGGACGAUUUGCCUUCGUUGCUGAAAUCGGCCGAGGCUUUGCAGAUCAGAGGCCUUUGCGGGUCCGAUCAGCUGCUUAAUCCGAACUAUUUCAGCUAUAUUAAGUCGAAUUCGACGUCGCAAUAUCCGCAAAACCAAUCGGCACCUUCUACUCCGAAAGUCGGUUCUCCCGUACCAUCGGAGAACAAACUACAGCCCAGCCAGGUACCAAUGAACAAAAACUGUGAUACGCCACUAAAGAAAGAAACGAAUCAAGUUACUGAAGGGUCCGAUAGUGGUAACAAUCCUUCUUCGUCAGAAUGCGAUUCAAACGACGGAAUGCUGCAAAUAAAAGAAGAAGAAGAAGUCGAAGUCGAUGAAACCUUUUACGAAGGUGAGGCCGAACUCAUGGACCAGGAAUUGACAGAAGAAGAAGGAACCAUCAAUACCAGUGUUAAAUCUGAAUUUUCACCAAUCGCCAACGUAUCUUGCCAGUACGACUCAUCACAAGGUUCCGCCACCAGACGAAUCCGCAGAUCGGACGAGGAGCUUCGAAGGGCAGCCGAAUGCAUCACCAGAGGACAAACGUUCCAAAACGUCAGCGACCAAUUCAACAUCCCUAUAUCGACCAUAAGGUUCUACAUGGCGCGGAAGGGCAUCCUGCCGAGACGCAAGCGGGGCAGGGCGUGCGCGGGCCCCAUGGGCGUCGGCGUGUCGGGCAUGCCCAUCACGACUACCUCGUACAAUUCACCCGCUAGUCCUAUCGGCCCUCCGUACCACAUCGUCCAUUAUAAAUUGCCGGCAUUGGGCGUUUCGAAGUUAAAAUAGGUAUAGGUCAUUAUUUUUGAUUUGGUAUUUUGAAGUACUUACACGGGAAGCCGGAAGAUUUCUUUACACUUAUUUUAGUUCCUUUUUUUUAUUUAGGAGAAUCUUUUAAAUGUACUCGAGCCAGAAACGGAUUCGGAGCUUCUUCGAAACCUACUUGUUAGUAGAAAAAAUGAGUAAUACUUGACGUAUCCGUAGAAUCUGUCUUCUGUGUAAGAUUUAAUAAUAGUUUUGAAUUUUUUUUGGUUCGAGUAGGUUCUUAUUGGUAGCAAAAAGUAUCGAUUCGGAAAAACAUUUUUGCCAGUAAGUUAUUUUUUUUAAGUUACGAAUCCCAGUAUUUCGAUUACCUGUCUAUAAUUAUUUGGAACGCAGAAACUUGAAUUCGAUUGGUACAAAAUGCAGUAUUUUAUUUAUUGUAAUAAUCGUGUAAAAAUGAAAUUGUAUUAGCGCGUUUUCGUUACAUAACGAAAAUAACGUAGUUUUUGCGAUUCCAAGUAAAAACGUUCGUAUUCGAAUGACUCGGUUUAUUCUUUUAUUAUUUAGUUUUAUUAAUUUUUGAUCUCGUUUAUGUUUUUUUUUCUCUCUUAUUUAUGUAUCGCUCUAUGGUAAGUGUGUAUUUUUUGCGCCAAAUAUUUCAUUGAUUUCUUUACGCAAUCUGACGAAUUGUCUUCUUGAAAAAAAAAAUAAUUAAGGAAAAAUUGUGUUAGAAAGAAUAAUUAAGUAGUACGUGAAAUUAGUGAAUAUACGGAUUCUGGUGAUUAAACGAAAUCAAGUGUUGUUUGUACAAUAUUUUUCUGAUAUUAUGACAUCUCAAAUUGAAACCAAUACUAGUCUAAAAUGGUAAUUUUUUUAUAUGUUUUUUUUAGUAUUUUUUUUGCAUUUUUGCAUUAGUUCUUAGUCAUGCUGCCAUUCGAUUAUAAUUUUUAGUUUACGUACAGGGUAAACGUGUUUGGUUUUUAACUGUUCAUUGCAGUGAUAUGCACGGUGUCAUUUAGUUCAAAAAUAAAAUAGAGUGGCUUCCAUAAUAUCGGGUUGAGCAAUAUGAAAAUCCCACCCUGCAGUUUUAGUUGUACGAAUUUUUUCGAACUAUUCUAUAAGUUUCAUAUUACUCGAUCUAAUAGUUGCCUUCUUCGACAAAUAUGUACCUACGCGUAUAUUUCAUGAUACUCAUUGUGUACUUAUGCUAAGGUUAAAGGACUGACUGAGUGGCAGCAUCAAUACUAGCGAUAUGACAAGUAAAAUAAUUUCAAAACUGUUGUAUCUUCGAGUGAAACACUUCGUUUGAUGAUGAUUUACGUUUGGGUCAUUGAUAAUUUAAAGCACAAACUCCGACUAUAUUUUUGGUACAUUUUUGAAAUUAUUUUGAAUCUCGAGUUAUAUACCUGAUUGUAGCGCUUAUUUUUUUAAGUAGUAUUUUUGUAUUUAUACCUGUGAACCGUUUCUUAACUCGAAACGUAAUAUUUUUGCCAGUGAUAGAUCAAUUUUUUUUAUUGUAAUUUGAUC